AUGACCAAAGCACAACCCAUUUCCAAUCCAAUUAUUCCUGAUUUUGAUAUUCCUAAAAAGUCAAGUACUAAAUUAAAAUUGACACAGAAAUCUAAUUCUAAAACAACAACAAAACAAGAUACAAACACCAAAACAACUCCCCUAGUGAAACCACAUGAUACCAACAAACCACAACCAACAAAUACCAACCUCUUAACUGGUUAUUCCUCUUCAGAAUCAGAUUCAGAGUAA
Molecule: messenger RNA, 231 nt
Organism: Hansenula ciferrii
Lineage: Eukaryota; Fungi; Ascomycota; Saccharomycetes; Phaffomycetales; Wickerhamomycetaceae
Exons: 1
Coding region: 1-231 (76 amino acids)
Source: RefSeq, a predicted model, not a curated record